Molecule: messenger RNA, 1194 nt
Organism: Hyalella azteca
Lineage: Eukaryota; Metazoa; Arthropoda; Malacostraca; Amphipoda; Hyalellidae
Product: glutamate receptor ionotropic, kainate glr-3-like
Exons: 9
Coding region: 1-1194 (397 amino acids)
Cellular component (GO): membrane
Molecular function (GO): ligand-gated monoatomic ion channel activity
Source: RefSeq, a predicted model, not a curated record
AUGGACCCCUACAACCGCUUCGGGUCGAAGCUCCCCAACGGAACAUGGACUGGCAUCAUAGGAAUGCUGGUUGAACAAAAAGCGGCGUUUAGCCUGAGCCCCAUCGCGGUCUCGCUCAGCCGCUAUCAGGCGAUCGACUUCAGCGGCUACGCGGACGUGGACGAGCAUGCGGUGCUCUACGCUUACCCUCAGCUUGAGCCCGACGUUGCUGGCUUCCUCAGGCCUUUCUCGUUUCCCGUUUGGAUGGUGGUCUUCUCCAGCAUCCUGGUGACAAGCCUCGCUCUGGCCGCGCAUGAAUAUCUCAGGCGCAAGCUGAAACUCGGCCCACACAAGAAGGAUCAGAGGGGAAAUUUAUUAUCCCAGCUGAUGGUCACCGUGAGGGUGCUGCUAUCUCAGACACAAGACUUGAAUGCACGGAAGGCGCAGUCGUCGAUACUUCUUGUUAUGUGGCUUUGGGCUUCAUUUGUUUUGACUUGUGUCUACAAGUCCAACUUGAUGUCCAUGUUGGUAGCGCCUGUGGUCAACAUCCCCUUCACAAACUUCGAACAGCUCGUCAACCAGAAGAAAAUACCUUAUAAAUUGCCGGCUGCCUCCAUCUUCGUUGAAGCAUCGCAUAACUCAGCCCCAGAAACACUACUGGGUAAACUAUGGCGAAGAAGCGCGGGUACGGCGGCUGAUCCUGUUGAGGUUUUCGGCGCGGUCAUGCGGAACGAAUACGCAUUCAUCACCUUCCGCAUCCCAAUCCUCGCGACCAUGGACAAAAGAUUCGUUGAACACAAGCGCUGCAUGCUCACUGUGGCACCAGGCACGCUGCUCGGUGUCAGUCAGGCGUGGGGCUUUCCCAAGAACUCACCCUGGAAGGCACCCAUCGACAAAGCGCUGCGGGGCUUGAACGAAUUUGGCAUCAUAAAUAAGUUGCUGAAAGAUACGUACGCGAAGUCGACUCUUUGUGUCAAUCCUGUAAAGACCGAACGCACCAUGAACCGUAUGCGAUCGUUGGGUCUCGAGGAUUUUUUGGGAGUCUUCGCACUUUUCGGUGCAGGAUCCUUAAUGGCAAUGGUCGUUUUUAUGGCUGAAGUAAUCGUAGGACGCUGCCACACAACAGCUACUUCGAAGAAAAGGAUGCAGAAAUUUGACAGCAAAGAAAAUGACGCCUCGAAUGUCGUCUCGAAUGAUGGACGCAGCUCGUUUUGA